GAGUAAGCCAACAAGCCAAUACAUGGACAGAACUCGGAUUGAAUCGAGUAAGAGAAGUCCGAGAGGAAAAGACCUCAGCGAUGCUGAAACCAAAUCAGGCUUUACUGGUGAGCUAAACAUUGACAACGACACUCGAGGAUUGAUAAGCCAUAAACAAAUAUGGCGAUCAAAAGUGGCGGCUGCACGUGCGACCCGACCUCGAGGAAACGUUACGUAGCACUAGGCGUGGCAUGUCUUGCCAAGUUGGUCGCGGGCUCCACCUCCGUAUUCAGCAUCUACGCUAAUUCGCUGAAGAAGACAUUCAACUACUCACAAACGGAAGUUGCUGUGGUGGCUGCGAUGCACAUUGUCGGCACGAACCUCGUCCUACCUGCUGGGAUCAUCUACGACAAAUUCGGCCCUCUCUGCACCAACAUUAUUGGCUUCGUCCUGAGUACAAUUGGCUAUGGUCUGGUUUACAGUGCCGUCCUUCAACCCGACUAUUACUCGACACGGAGCUCUUUGUUUAGCUUCUACUUCUUUCUAGCAAAUCACGGCGUCCUCUAUAUGUACAUGGCAUCGCUCGUCACGAGUGUGAAGAACUUUCCACAAAAACACCGAGCGAAGGUCGUGGCAUUACUCGACACGAUGUUCGGAUCAGGCUUGAUGGUAUUUUUCAGUUUGUAUUCCGAGUUUUACAUAAAUGGACACGAAAUUGAUGUGAGGCACCAAAACCUGUCAGGAUUUAUUUUAACGCUGCUGCUUGUGACUGCAGCCGUUUAUAUUCUGUGUAUUUUCUUUCUGCGAAUCUAUCCUAGUGCACCGGAAGAUGAUGAAAACGUAGAGAUGGAGCAGCUCAACGAUUCGCCAAGCUCGGAAGAUCUCUUGCAGGAGGAAGGAAUGGAGGAUACGGAGACGACGGCGCGCGAGUCACAUCCACGCGCCGUAACUAUGGCGAGAGAGGAUAAACAAAGUCAAUGGGAGUACGUAAAACCUGGAUUAUGGGGGACAUUCCUGAGUAUAAAGUUCCAAUGUCUGAUGUGGGCUUUCGUUCUUCUCGCGUCAACGACCGGUAUGUUUAUAAACAAUCUCACCGCCAUGACGAAAUCUGUGCAUCAGACUCAUUAUAACUGGCCGUUGACUAUGGCGAUCUCUGUGGCAGGAAUCGUGAUGCGAUUCGUUCUGAGCCCUCUAUCGGACUAUCUGUACCCUAAAGUCCCCAGAAUAGUAUUUCUCAUCGGGGGUGACAUGCUUUCGGUAAUAAGUUACUUUACUUUAAUAUUCACUAUGGACGAGUUUGCCGGAUUGCUCUCGGCGUGUAUUAUGGUCGGUGUAUCAAUUGCUAGCUCUUACACAUUCGGAACAACGAUUCUCAGCGAACAUUUUGGAACUGCUCAUUUAGGUUUACACUUUGGGAUUAUAAAAAUUUUCGACGCGUUAUGUGGGUUCGGGAUGCAGACCGCCUUUGGUGAGAUUUACGAUGGGCAGAUUUCAAACGCAACUUCCGGUGCGAAGGACUGUUAUGGCGUCCAUUGUGGGGUAGGGCAGAUGGGCCUUGCGACGCUGGUGACAUCUCUGGCUGUUUGCGCCGCAGUUGGUUUUCUAAUCAAACAGUUUUGGGACAGAAGGCAGCACGUAUAAACACAAAACCAUGACGUAAACCUCAAAAAGGUUGCUUCACGGACACGGGCACGAACAUGGAAACAUUUUCAAUUGUAACAAAUCCUCCAUUCCGAUAGAACCUCAGAGCAGACGAUUCCUGAGAUAAAGGUUUGUGGUUGGCUUCUUUACGAUGAUAGCUGAGCGGUUGUGAAGACAACCAGAAGUCCCCAAAGUAUCGCAUUCGGAAAUCCCUAAAUGUGUAGUCGUCGUAAUCCGAAUCUGUGAUUGUGUUUUUUGCUGUUAAAUCAGAAGUCGAUAAAACACAAAUAAAGGGUGAAUAAA
This is a messenger RNA of Lineus longissimus, 1923 nucleotides long. RefSeq lists its product as uncharacterized. The coding region runs from base 160 to 1620 and encodes 486 amino acids. Gene Ontology annotation, molecular function: transmembrane transporter activity. The transcript is spliced from 4 exons. NCBI's taxonomy places the organism in Eukaryota, Metazoa, Nemertea, Pilidiophora, Heteronemertea, Lineidae. Gene Ontology annotation, biological process: transmembrane transport. The record is from RefSeq and is a predicted model, not a curated record. Gene Ontology annotation, cellular component: membrane.